Molecule: messenger RNA, 1317 nt
Organism: Closterium sp. Naga37s-1
Lineage: Eukaryota; Viridiplantae; Streptophyta; Zygnematophyceae; Desmidiales; Closteriaceae
Source: the annotation of a GenBank genome assembly
AUGCGCGCUCUCCUGCUUCUCCGCGGCCUCGCAGAGCGUCGCUGCGCGGCGGACAGGCUGCGCGUGAUCGCCACGCACCUUGCCCCCGCGCCGCUCACCUCGCCCCUCGCCGGCCGCGCCGACGACGUCGAUCGCGCGGACGCCGCCGGACGGGCGGGCGCGUCGUCGUCGCGGCGGUAUUUGGUGACCGCUGGCGCGGCCGCCCUCGCCGCUUCCGCUGCGGCCUCGUCGUUCGCCGCUGCUGGCGCGGAGGUAAGGCGAGGGGCGCAGCAGAACGGGCUCGUCGGGCGCGGCGCACUGCGAGGCGGCGCCCAAGGCAGGCAAGUCAUCUCCGCCCUGCCACCCGCCUCCGCCCUGCCACCCGCCUCCGCCCUGCCACCCGCCUCCGCCCUGCCACCCGCCUCCGCCCUGCCACCCGCCUCCGCCCUGCCACCCGCCUCCGCCCUGCCACCCGCCUCCGCCCUGCCACCCGCCUCCGCCCUGCCACCCGCCUCCCCCCUGCCACUCGCCUCCGCCCUGCCACUCGCCUCCGCCCUGCCACCCCUGCCUCCGCUGCUUGUGUGCGUCUCCCUUCCCUCUCUCCUCUGUGCAGCACUGAACCCACAGCAGUUCGUGGCGUUCAGGGUGCAGCAGGUGCAGGACAUCAACCACAACACCAAGAUAUUCCGCUUUGCCCUCGACCCCGACACACGCCUCGGCCUCACAGUGGCGUCAUGCCUCGUUACAAGGGCGCCCAUCGGACCACCUGGGGACGACGGGAAGCCCAAAGCAGUCAUUCGACCGUACACGCCCAUCACUCCGCCAGAUGUCACGGGGCACUUCGACCUGCUAGUCAAGGUGUACCCCAACGGCAAGAUGAGUCAGCACAUGUUCUCCCUCAAGCCAGGCGACGUGCUUGAAAUGAAGGGCCCCAUUCCGAAGCUGCCCUACCAGCCCAACAUGAAGCGCAGCAUUGGCAUGGUGGCGGGGGGGACGGGCAUAACGCCCAUGCUCCAGGUCAUCGACACCAUCCUCUCCAACCCCAACGACCACACGCAGGUGGCGCUGGUGUUCGCCAACACGUCACCGGCGGACAUCCUUCUCGCCGAUCAGCUGCGCGCCCUCGCUGCCUCGCACCCCAACUUCAAGGUGUACUUCAUGGUGGACCGCGCGGAGGCGGGGGCGGCAUGGAAGGGCGGGGAGGGGUUCAUCACGGCGGACGUGCUGCGCAAGGCGCUGCCACCACUGUCCCCCGACUCCCUCGUGCUCGUGUGUGGGCCGCCCGGCAUGAUGCGCCACGUGUCAGGCGACAAGGCACCCGACAAGUCGCAGGGGGAG